CGCGCCACGUUCCUCGUUUCGGUGGAGGGCAUCGAGCAUGGGACACCUUGGAGGUUCUUCUCUUUUGGUCGCGCAGCUCAUCUUGCAUCUUAUUCUGGGUGCUGCGGCUCACUUUGUGCCCACCUGCCAUCAGCAGCGAGAAUUCACAUGCAGCGAUGGCACAUGCAUCUCCACUCUGAAGGUGUGUGACGGGCAUACAGACUGUGAGGACCGAUCAGAUGAGCACCACUGCGGCCAUGUGUGGUGUAAAAAAGAUGAAUUUGCCUGCCACAGCAGAAGGUGCAUAUCGAUAGAUUUCUUAUGUAAUGGUGUGGAUGACUGUGCCGAUGGGAGCGACGAGCUUUCCUGCCUGAACUGUGCUGCUGGUUUCUUCUCCUGUGGGCCGUCUGAUGCCUGCCUGCCCAGGAACAGGGUCUGUGACGGGCAGACUGAUUGCAAAGAUGGACGGGAUGAGACCCGGAAGUUGUGUGGCUUUGCUCAAACCCUCCCGCAGACACCCUCGCCAUGUGCUGCGUCAGAGUUUCAGUGCAAAAACGGGGACUGCAUCCGUCACACCUGGAGGUGUGACCAUUCGGAAGACUGCUCUGAUGGCAGCGAUGAGGAAAACUGCGAUCAGGACGAGUGUCAGGUCAAUAAUGGCGGCUGUUCGCAUCAUUGUGUGGAUCAGCCGAUGGGCUUCUUCUGCAACUGUCCCGACAACAUGAAGCUGGUUACUGACAGCCAGUGUGAGGAGGUCGACGUGUGCCUGGAGAGUGACGUAUGUGAUCAGCUAUGUGUUCACAAUAAUGGCAGCAUUACCUGUGAUUGCCACAAGGGCUACAGAAGGAAUUCAACAACUGGGGAGUGCAAAGCUGAAGGAGAUGACGCUCAGCUAGUCUUCACCACUUCCAAAGGAAUUCAGUUGAAAAGCAUUACAAGGUCUGAGUACAAGGAACUAGCCCCACAUUUACCCGGACCAGGGCCCUUGGCGGCUGUGGCUUUUAAUCGCACAGUGUACUGGGCCCAACAAGGAAAAGGCUCCAUAUACAGGAUCUCUAUGGAUGCAAAGCCAGAAAAAGCUGUGUUGGUGCUGAAAGUACAAGGGUCAGUAACCAGCCUGGCAGUGGACUGGAUCCACCAGCUUCUCUACUGGGCCAGUAUAGACAGGGGCUGGGUCAGUGUGGCCUUUCUGAAUGGUUCAGCUCAUCGUCAGCUCAUCACAGGGCUUGACAAACCCUCUGCAGUGGCUGUGGAACCUCUUCAGGGGCUGCUCUUCUGGGCUGAGCGUGGCAGCUCCCCAAAGAUUGAGAGAGCCGGUUUGGAUGGCCGGGACAGAAAACCUCUGGUCACUUCCUCAAUACGCCACCCUGUUGCCCUGUCUCUGGAUAUGCCUCGACAGCUGCUGUACUGGUUUGAUGAGGGAAUGAGAAGAAUCUCCAGAGUAACUCUAGAAGGUCAUCAGCGUAAAACAGUGGUGGAGUCUAAUGGCUAUCUGGACCGGUCCUUUGGACUGUCUGUGUUUGAGGGAUUUGUAUAUUGGAGUGAAGAAGUUACGCGAUCCAUCUGUCGAGCAAACAAGCACAACGGCAAAAACCUCCAAAUAUUGCUGUCUAACAUCACCUCACCGGGUGGCAUGCUCAUUAUUCAUCCCGUUCUCCAACCAAAAGGGCCCUCUGUAUGUGGACGUCCUGGGACAGUUUGCCAGCACGAGUGCGUCAUCGACCUAAUCUCUGAGAGUCCAUUGUUCAGCUGUGUUUCUCCAGAAAUAGGAAAAAACAAAACUCAGGAAAUUCCUUCAAUCUCCUGUGCAAUUCCAGCUUUGUCUGAUCCUGCAUUUGCUGGAAUCCUUUCCCUGAUCAUGUUCCUCAGUGUGCUGCUGGUGGGAAUGGCUGUGUGGUGGUGGAGAGAAGAAUUCAGGCCAUACAGGUCCCUGACUGUGCAAAACCUCCCCCUAAAAGAGUCCCAGGACCCCCUCAUCAUUCAAGGGCCACCGAUGGCUUCAAACACAUGCAUAGUUAAGGGAACUUUGCUUAAGCUGGACUUGGAUGGUGAAUGAAGGAAUGACACAAGUGAUCAGCUGACUGGGUUUCUCCCUGUGAUUCCGGUGGUGUCUUCACUCCUGCCAAGACCUUGGAGCUGACGUGACAACAAGGCAAC
Molecule: messenger RNA, 2136 nt
Organism: Archocentrus centrarchus (flier cichlid)
Lineage: Eukaryota; Metazoa; Chordata; Actinopteri; Cichliformes; Cichlidae
Product: low-density lipoprotein receptor-related protein 8-like
Exons: 13
Coding region: 38-2035 (665 amino acids)
Biological process (GO): receptor-mediated endocytosis
Cellular component (GO): apical plasma membrane; plasma membrane; signaling receptor complex
Molecular function (GO): hormone binding; calcium ion binding; protein binding
Source: RefSeq, a predicted model, not a curated record